Messenger RNA from Phytophthora sojae, 1887 nucleotides. RefSeq lists its product as hypothetical. The transcript has 4 exons. The record is from RefSeq and is a predicted model, not a curated record. Bases 1 to 1887 code for a protein of 628 amino acids. Lineage: Eukaryota; Oomycota; Peronosporomycetes; Peronosporales; Peronosporaceae.
AUGGCGAAGGGAGUCAAGUCAGCGGUACCAGCAACGCCGGCCAAGUCGAGUGGAACGCGCAACGAGACUUCGGUGCGCUCCGGAAGCUCAUUCUCGACCCCAACGACGGAUCCGAUGGAGUCGAUUGACGAGCGUUCGGUGAGCUACGACACGGUGAUUGAUUCCUCGGACGCCAAAGAAGAUGACGACGAUGAUGACUGGGAUGUCCGGACAGCGAUGUCCGAGACUUCGGAAGCUGCGGUUGUGUCCGCAGGUCGCAGUGGAGGAUCAAGGUCGAUUACCCGCGACCUCUCCGACACGUUCAAGGACAUGCCGGGCCUCGAGUCCGCCUACGACGCGGAUGACGGCGCCUUCGAGGUCUUCAAACCCUCGGUGACGCCGGUUGGCACUCGUCCUCCCCUCAACGGGGAUACUCCGGCGGCCAACAAGAUCUUAGGCCGGUGCCUAGACCUGAUGAAGACCAAGAGCGAAUGGAUGCAGUUGUUCUCCCCGAAGCAAGUCCGCCAGGCCAUCUGGAUGGACCUCGGAGGGGUGUUGGCUACGCCGAUCAACUCAACGAGCACUCGGCACAUUGCGCAGAAUACUGUGGACCUCCUGCGAGCUGUGGGGUGCGAACCCCAGAUCCACCCCACGGAGGCUGCGCUCGCGAGUUGGACGCCGACCGCCGCUGCCACGGCGUUAACCAAGUGGAGGAAGAAGCUGCGUAAUGCCUUUGGAGUGGAGGACCGACCCCUCGGAAGGGAUGAUGACGGUGUCUUUGCAACCAAGGGCGAAGCCUCGCCGUACAUGCAAGACUCGCACAUGGUAACUCCACGAUCUACGGAUCGUAGUGAACGUCUGGCUAGGGAGAACGAGGCUUCAUUCGCCACGCCUGGCACGCGCGGAGCGACCGGUCGUCGGUCCGGCCGACGUUACGACCUCCAAGAUGAUUCGUCGGACAGCGACGACGACCUCGGACCCGACUACUACGAAGGGGACCUACCGAGCGAAUGGACACGUCAGCUCCCACGCAAGACAAGACGCACGUGGAAGUUGCUGAGCGAGGCGUUCAUCAAGUACUAUUGCUCGAAGUUUUCCCAGUCUGCGAAGGCUCGGUACUACUCGGCCAAGCGGGAAGACAAGGAACACGUUUGUGACUACCUCAACCGGCUCAACGGCUACGCUCGCAACGCCGGUGUGCAAUUUGAAAACGGUGGUCGUGACGCGAAGGACCACGUGGACCACGUCUUGGUCACGUGUGACGACCGAAACUUAGAAUACCGUCUGUGCCACGUCCGGGUCAAGAGCAUCCAUGACCUCGAAGACAUGAUCAACGACAUCCUGCGUCACCGUGACCGCAAAUCGAACCGAGAAUCGUCGUUCCGCCGCUCUCGGAGUCAAGAUGAUGGACGUCGAUGCGAUGCGAGGUCGAACGAGGAUUCUCGUGGUGGCUACCGCCGCGAACGACGCUACCACGACGAAGACCGUCGCGAACGACGUCGCCGUGACAACGACCGCCGCAACGACCGCAGUGAAGACGACCGUCGCCGUGACCGACGCGAUGGAUCGCCGUACCAGUCCCGAGUCACUUUGGUUGACGCGCUGGCCGAUGUGAUGGCGGAAUGGAACGUCGGAGGCUCGGUCGGUGCACGCAACGAGGCUCCAUACGCCCCCCGACGUGAUGCUGAGGCGAACGAGGAUUACUUCGAGGAUGAGCGCCAAUACUCGGCCGACCAACGCUCGAACGAGGAUUCAGACGCUGAUUACGACUCGGAUGGGUCUACCGGACAAGUCGCUGCUGCUAACGAUGCUGAGGGCAGGGCCGCAGCCAAAGGAACGUUCGCUCGGUCUGAUAACCGAGGCUUCAGGAACGGAGGAGGCCCGUCCAACCGUGAACGAGAUGGUUGA